AUGUCCACAACCGGGGCCAAUGGGUCCUCAAAGUAUAUGGAAAAACUCAGGGAACUUCACUUAAGAGUGAAUGAGGCUAGAAAAUCUAAUCAUAUUCAGGUUGUUGAAGAGGAUAAGCGAUCAAAACUUCCAUCAAACUGGGAAGUACGACAAAAACGAUUACAAUGGGAAGAAGAAGAUGAACUAUUUAGAUUGGAAUGUAAUCAACAAAAAAUUGAUCCAGAUCGAAUGCGUGCAUUAAAUGUUAGUGCUGAAAUCGCCGAUCGUCUUGAAAUAAGACGAAGAAAAAAAUGCAAUACAGAUGAAGGAUUUUCAACAUACGCUGAUGCAUCACAUCGUAAAUAUCUUAAAAUGACUAAACAGAUUAAACCAGAUUUGAUUGCUUAUCAAAAGGAGAAAGAAAAAUUAGGAGAUCUAGCCUUUCCAACUGCUGAUACAAUAGGAUUAACAGAUCGCAAAGACACACCUGAAGCUGUUGAGCGUCUAGCUAAACAAAUAAUUGAACAAGGUGUCAAGCGUAAAGCUUACAGUCGGAGACGUCCAUUCGAUGCCGAUGCUGAUAUUGACUAUAUUAAUGAGCGUAACAAACGAUAUAAUGAGUUACUUGACCGACAUUAUGGGAAAUAUACAGCUGAAAUUAAACAAAACCUUGAAAGAGGCACAGCGAUAUAA
Molecule: messenger RNA, 672 nt
Organism: Schistosoma guineensis
Lineage: Eukaryota; Metazoa; Platyhelminthes; Trematoda; Strigeidida; Schistosomatidae
Source: the annotation of a GenBank genome assembly